AUGACUCAGCUCGAACUUUAUGCCCAUCUAGUUAACCGAGCGCCUUUUAUCACUCCUGAAUCGUGUACCAAGGUCAAAUCUGCCAUACCUCUCCACCAAUUGAAUGGCAGCACAUUGUAUCGACUUGCAACCUCGAAUAGUGCCACGUAUGACACAAUCAAUUGUGAAGCGUUGAUCCUCGGUUGUGGUGUGGCUGGGAAUGCAGCUGCAUUACGCCUUGCAAAUAAAGGAGUAAAGGUGACUAUUGUGUCUGCGGCUGAAGACCCGAAUAACUGUGCAACUUAUUAUGCUCAAGGUGGUAUCAUAUACAAAAGUGGGGACGAUACGCCCGCUCUCUUAUCCUCUGACGUUCAUCGUGCUGGUGCUGGUGUGUGCGACGAUAUUGCUGUUCAAAAACUGGCUAUUGAAGGCCCCGAACGCGUCGAAGAACUGCUAUUGGAUGUCGCGAAAGUUCCGUUUACACGCAAUGAUGAUGGUGGACUUGCACUAACGCUAGAAGCAUCACACAAUCGUGCGCGUAUACUGUACAAAGCCGACCACACCGGCCGUGCUAUCUCCACUAGCAUGAUACAGGCGGUUCGAGACCAUCCUAAUAUUGUGCUGCUCAUGGGUCGCAGUGCUUUUGAGCUUGUCACGAAUGAAGCCGGCGAAUGUGUUGGUGCUUUGACAAUAUCUACCCAAGGGAAGUUGGAGUACUAUCGUGCGCCAUUCACGCUUCUAGCCACUGGUGGUGUAGGAGACGUGUACAAGAACACGUCGAACCCGGAAGGUGCACGUGGAGAAGGAAUCGCUUUGGCCGCUCGUGCAGGAGCCAAGCUCAAAAAUAUGCAAUACGUGCAGUUUCACCCAACUACGUUAUAUAUUCCAGAUGAGCGUCGCUUCUUGCUAACCGAGGCUCUAAGAGGCGAAGGUGCCAUUUUGCGCAACAAAAGCGGACACGCUUUUGCAAAAGAUUACCAUCCAGAUGGUGAGCUUGCACCACGGGAUGUCGUGGCGCGUCUCAUCUUGGCCGAAAUGGAAAAGCAAGACGAGCCAUGCAUGUAUCUUGAUAUUACUCACGAAAACGCUGAUUGGAUUAAAAGCCGCUUUCCGACCAUUUACCAGCACUGUCUUGACCGCGGUAUUGACAUGACUACGGAUUUUAUGCCUGUGGUUCCUGCAGCACACUACCAUUGUGGCGGUGUGGAGGUCGAUCUACACGGUCGUACAUCUGUUCCAGGUCUAUACGCUGCUGGUGAGGUGAGCUGCACCGGACUCCAUGGAGCUAACCGAUUGGCCUCAACCUCGUUACUAGAAGGACUUGUAUGGGGUUGCAGCUCUGCCGAUGAUUUCGUGAAGCGCACUAACUCAUCUGGCGUUAAAUGCGCUGUGAUGCAGAAGGACCCGUUUGCUCAUCUGAAUGGUUUUCGGACUCCUUCCUCUAACGAGAUUGAGGAAGUUCUGUUGGCAACUCAACGCAUUAUGUGGGAUUCUGUAGGUCCUAUUCGCACGAUCACUGGCAUGAAAAGCGCAGUGGAGAAGCUUAAGCUUUUAGAAAUCAAGGCCGACAGAUUGUAUCAUGAGUGCCGUAUCACUCGCGAGACUGCUGGACUACGCAAUGCUGUUCGUGCUGCCAAAGAAAUUGCACAUGCAGCUCUUGACAGCCCCUUGUCGGUCGGCACGCACUACAUUGUGCAAUCUUAA
Plasmopara halstedii is the source of this 1683-nucleotide messenger RNA. RefSeq names its product l-aspartate oxidase. Gene Ontology annotation, molecular function: L-aspartate oxidase activity. Lineage: Eukaryota; Oomycota; Peronosporomycetes; Peronosporales; Peronosporaceae. The record is from RefSeq and is a predicted model, not a curated record. Gene Ontology annotation, biological process: NAD+ biosynthetic process. Bases 1 to 1683 code for a protein of 560 amino acids. The transcript has a single exon.